CGCUUGUCCCUGCCAGCUCUCGCGCUUGGCAGUCAGCAGCGUCACCACCCGCAUUUCUCUCUGGCCCAGAGCUCUCGUCCUCGUCCUAAUAUCCGUCACCAUUUCUUUUGCUCCGGUCUAAUGUCGGCGUCCCAGCUUUUCCGUCAGUGCACGGCUUCGUUGUCUGCGCGGUCGCUAGCACGACCCGCGAUGCACGCUCAUCGGAGAGCAGUUAUGGGUGCAAGGUGGUACUCGGAAGGCUCCGCCGAGACUCAAAAAGAUGCUGCCCAGCCGGACGCUGCGUCAAAUCAGGGGUCACCGGCCUCAGGUUCAGCCGACUCUGAACUUGCGGCGAAACUGAAGGCGAAAGAGGAUGAAGUCACCGACCUCAAAAGUCGACUACAAUACCUCCAGGCCGACUUCCUGAACCUGCAACGGAACUCCGCCCGAGAAAAGGAGCAGACCCGAGACUUCGCGAUCACGAAGUUCGCCAAGGACCUCAUCGAGACGGUCGACGUGCUCGGCAUGGCCCUUAAAUCCGUCCCUCAGUCCCUCCUCACGCCGUCCCUUGACUCCUCACAUCCCGCCUCAUCGUCAUCGUCAACACCUACGCCCCCGCCUACCGAAAAGACGCCUCAAGCGUACCUGCAUGAGCUGUACACCGGCGUCGAAGCGACGCAGCGAUUGCUGCUUUCGACAUUGUUCAAGUAUCAAAUCAAGCCCUUCGACCCGACCGGCGACAAAUUUGAUCCGAACAAACACGAAGCGCUGUAUCAGGCGCCCAUACCGGGCAAAGAGCCGGGCACUGUCAUCGACUGCCAGAAGCAGGGGUACAUGAUCAAGGAACGGGUGUUGAGAGCGGCGCAGGUAGGCGUGGCUGCCGAGACCUCAUAGCUAGGGGCUUUUGGUGGUCUCGCGACGUGUUGAGGCCGGAGGUUACAUGUCCAAUUCAGCUGGACCGUAGACACAUGAGCUUACAUAUAAUUACGUUUUAAUCGACGACGACCCUCUACUCAUUUGUUAUAUAUAUCUGCAAUCAUCUUGCUCGC
Punctularia strigosozonata HHB-11173 SS5 is the source of this 1028-nucleotide messenger RNA. Its product is annotated as GrpE nucleotide exchange factor. The coding region runs from base 214 to 873 and encodes 219 amino acids. The transcript is spliced from 2 exons. Lineage: Eukaryota; Fungi; Basidiomycota; Agaricomycetes; Corticiales; Punctulariaceae. Gene Ontology annotation, molecular function: adenyl-nucleotide exchange factor activity; protein homodimerization activity; protein-folding chaperone binding. The record is from RefSeq and is a predicted model, not a curated record. Gene Ontology annotation, biological process: protein folding; protein import into mitochondrial matrix. Gene Ontology annotation, cellular component: PAM complex, Tim23 associated import motor.